AUGGACUCCGUCAUCAUCACGCCGGAUAACGUAGCUGAGGCGGUCCGUAGGGCCCCGAACUGGAAAAGUCCGGGACUCGACGGACUGCAUCACUACUGGCUGAAGGGGUUCGUGGUGUGUCACGCUGUGCUCGCCCGACAGUUUCAAGAGGCUCUCAACCAAAAGUCGCUCCCGAGCCUCUUCACUACUGGGAUCACUCAUUUGGUUCCUAAAGACCGGGAUUCCACAGACCCGAGCAAGUACCGCCCCAUAACGUGUCUAUCUACCAUAUACAAGACACUAACAUCCAUUUUGAGCGCGAGAAUCACUCGUCACCUGAACUCAAAUCAGGUGAUGUCGUGCGCUCAAAAUGGAUGUCGGGGCGGUGGUCGUGGAAACAAGGAACCACUCCUCAUUGACGCGGUCAUUGGCAAGGUGGUUAAACGCAACCGUCGGAACCUCUCCGCCGCCUGGAUAGACUACAAAAAGGCAUUCGACUCGGUGCCUCAUACAUGGCUUAAGAGGGUCCUCGAGCUGUACAAGGUUGACUGUACGGUUCGAGACUUCCUCGGGCAGUGUAUGGGGCGGUGGAGUACGAUCCUUUCUCAUCUAGGCCAGCGGAUGACGGCUGCGGAGAACCACAUAAGGAUAAGAAGGAGUAUCUUCCAGGGCGAUUGUUUGAGUCCAGUCUGGUUUUGCCUCUCUCUGAACCCUCUCAGUACCUUACUGGAGGGUUCCGGGAGGGGAUUUCAGCUUCGGAAAGGAGGUACAAAAGUGACCCACCUUUUCUAUAUGGAUGAUCUCAAGUUAUUCGCUUGCAGUCGCUCCCAUCUUGUGGAAUUGCUAAACAUCACUUGUGAUUUUAGCAAUUCUAUUGGAAUGGAGCUGGGGACGGAUAAGUGUGCGAUCCUCCAUGUCGAAAGGGGAAGGGUUGCUAACUCUGAGGGCAUGGACUUAUCUAUGCCCAUCAGCAUAAGGACCCUUUCCGAGGCUGAAACAUACCGAUACCUGGGUAUGUCACAGAACAUCGGUGUCGAUGAGGCGGGUAUGAAGCAGUCAGUUUGCGAUGUGUUUUAUGCACGCUUGACAAAAAUGCUUAACAGUCUUUUGUCGGGCGUUAAUAAGACACACGCUUAUAACGGCUGGAUCAUGCCUGUUCUCAUGUAUACCUUUGGCAUGCUCAGGUGGACUCAGACCGAACUGAACGCUCUGGACAGAAAAGUCCGCACUAUAAUGACGUCCCACAGAGUGCAUCAUCCGAGAUCGUCGGUAUCGGAGCGGAUCGUCGGCUGUACUUGCCGCGGAAGCAUGGUGGGCGCGGCUUUUUAA
This is a messenger RNA of Parnassius mnemosyne (clouded apollo), 1308 nucleotides long. NCBI's taxonomy places the organism in Eukaryota, Metazoa, Arthropoda, Insecta, Lepidoptera, Papilionidae. The record is from the annotation of a GenBank genome assembly.